AUGCUGAGCCCCAGACGUGUCCGUAAUUAUUCGUUAUCGAUGGCAACUCGUGGAGCAUGUGGAGUUCUUCUCGUUUUUCUAUUCAUUUUUGUACUGAUCUCAAAUACAUCAAAUAAAUCGAUAUCCAGUGACAGAGUAGAACAAAGAGAACGUAUAGUUAAUGGAUUGGAUGUGGAAGGACAAGGUGAUGAACCAAUUAUUGAGGCGAAUAAAAAUGCGAUCUCCGAUGAUACUGUCUCUUCACUACUAGAACGAAUCAAAUUGCUUGAAGACGAGUUAUCAUCGAUGAGAACACGGAUGGAUGAUGCUGAAAAUCGAGAGGGAAAUGUUGAAAAUGGCGAUGAAAUUGUUGCGCCGUUACCAACGACAAAAUCGUUCCCAUCAGUCCGUUAUCGAAACGAAGAGACGCGAAAACGUAUUCUGAUUACUGGCGGUGCUGGAUUUGUUGGAUCUCAUUUAGUUGACAAAUUAAUGUUGGAUGGACAUGAAAUAAUUGCAUUGGAUAACUACUUUACUGGAAGAAAGAAGAAUAUCGAGCAUUGGAUUGGACAUCCGAACUUUGAAAUGGUUCAUCACGAUGUUGUUAAUCCGUAUUUUGUAGAAGUCGAUCAGAUUUAUCAUCUGGCAUCACCUGCUUCACCACCACAUUAUAUGUAUAAUCCUGUGAAAACCAUCAAAACGAAUACACUGGGAACGAUUAAUAUGCUCGGAUUGGCUAAACGCGUGAAAGCCACCGUUCUUCUCGCCUCCACCUCUGAAGUAUACGGUGAUCCAGAAGUCCAUCCCCAACCGGAAACCUACUGGGGGCACGUGAACACAAUCGGACCACGAGCAUGUUAUGACGAAGGUAAACGAGUCGCUGAAAGUCUGAUGGUUGCAUACAAUAAACAAGAGAAUGUUCAAAUUCGAAUCGCUCGAAUUUUCAAUACAUUCGGUCCGAGAAUGCAUAUGAAUGAUGGGAGAGUUGUGUCGAACUUUAUCAUUCAAGCUCUUCAGGAUAAACCGAUAACGAUCUAUGGAAACGGAACCCAAACCCGCUCGUUCCAAUAUGUGACUGAUCUGGUUGACGGUCUCAUCAAGUUGAUGAAUAGUAACUAUUCUCUGCCCGUCAAUAUCGGAAAUCCAGAGGAACACACAAUCGGGCAAUUCGCUGCAAUCAUCCGAGAUCUUGUUCCUGGUUCUCAAAGUGAAAUAAUCAAUCAAGAAUCACAACAGGAUGAUCCACAACAACGGAGACCGGAUAUCCGACGAGCAGCUGAACAGAUUCAAUGGAGACCACAAGUAUUGAUGAAGGAUGGAUUAUUGAAGACAAUUGAGUACUUCCGAGCGGAAAUUGAUCGGAAUAAGAGAGGAGGAAAGCCACCGCCAGAGCCAGUUAGGCAUGGUGGAUUGGAGAGUCGACGAUAA
Messenger RNA from Caenorhabditis remanei, 1407 nucleotides. RefSeq lists its product as uncharacterized. The transcript has 6 exons. The record is from RefSeq and is a predicted model, not a curated record. Gene Ontology annotation, biological process: D-xylose metabolic process. Lineage: Eukaryota; Metazoa; Nematoda; Chromadorea; Rhabditida; Rhabditidae. Gene Ontology annotation, cellular component: cytoplasm. Bases 1 to 1407 code for a protein of 468 amino acids. Gene Ontology annotation, molecular function: NAD+ binding; UDP-glucuronate decarboxylase activity.